Messenger RNA from Thrips palmi, 2801 nucleotides. RefSeq lists its product as uncharacterized. Gene Ontology annotation, biological process: regulation of DNA-templated transcription; telomere maintenance via telomere lengthening. The record is from RefSeq and is a predicted model, not a curated record. Gene Ontology annotation, cellular component: shelterin complex. Gene Ontology annotation, molecular function: telomeric repeat DNA binding. Bases 151 to 2427 code for a protein of 758 amino acids. The transcript has 9 exons. Lineage: Eukaryota; Metazoa; Arthropoda; Insecta; Thysanoptera; Thripidae.
AGCCAUUUCUGCGUGCUGUCUGUGUGUGUUUGUGUGUGUGAGUGCUUAGCGCCUUGUCCACAGAUGGCGUUGCUGUCGCUGUCGGCGCCUGGUCGGCGCUGAACUUAUUUGAAUGUGCUGCCUACAGUUCUAGCUUUUACAGAAAUUGAAAUGUCUCGUCCGUUGUCAUUUUCGAAAGAUCUGUUCAUCGCUCAAGAUGGGACUCCGAUGACCUUCAACUUGACGCGAUGCAAAAAUGUUGAAGAGUUGCAAGAUUUUAUCGAGCACGGUGGGGGAUUGGUGCAGCAGAGUCUGGGUCCAUAUACUGUGAUACUCGAAGAUGAUGCUCAAGACUCCUCAACAUUAAAACAGGAAUCGUUCCAAUCUGAUUUUAUUAUUCAUUGCUGUAGUCAAAACAAAAUUUUGCCUCUUGCACAGUUUAGAUGCAACUCUAUUAGUUGUUUUUCAGCUGGUUUCAAUCCGAAUGAUAUUCUCCAACACAAAAUUAGCUGGGAAAGUGCUGAACAUCAAUACGAAAAGACAUCAGAAGAAUCUGAAUCUGAACAAAGUGUAAGUGUGGAGGAAACAAAACAUCGCCUCACACAGGCCAAUGGUCCCAAGAAGAGGUGCAAGAAGAGGGUCGAGUACACACAGCAUGACCGAAAGAAAAUUGUUGACUUCAUCGUUCAGACACAAUCUUUUGAUCAAGUAUUGGGAAAAACUCUAUGGAAAAGAAUGGAACUGAAAAUAAAAAAUCAUUCCUGGCAAAGUCUCAAAGAACAUUUCUUGAAGCGGGUAAUGCCAUUUAUUGGUACAUUCAAUUUAUCAAAGGACGAAAUUAACAAAUUUAGAAGUGGAAUGAAAGCUGGAUCCCACUCACCAAAUUCGAAUAAAAGUAAAUCAGCUUAUUCGAGUCAUGAGGAUGAUCUCAUUCUGAAUUAUGUUUCUUGUCAUGCAAAUUCUAAGACUUCGCUUGGUGGCAACGUGUUUUGGAUAAAAAUGCAGCGUAAAAAUUACAUCAAUGACCGCACAUGGCAAUCUGUGAGGGAAAGGUACCUGAAGCAUCUCAGAUACCAGAAUCCAUCAGAUGAAACAAUUAGUGAGAGUGGGGAAGAGACUGCUGCCAAAUGUGCUACUGUGGAGACUGUGCCAGCUGCUUCUCAGGGCCCGUCUAAAAGUCUCUUGAUGAAACCACCUUGCAGGCAGAAACGGAAAUUAUUUAGUGCUGUUUCUAAAAGUUCAGCUGAAUUUUCUCCAAUACCUGUUAAAAAAACAAAAUCUCAUCUGGUAGAGAAGAAAUUCAAUAAUACUACACUUAAGAGAUUUAGAGAAAUUAUUGUUCUUAGUGAUGACGAAGAUGAUGAAGGGAUGAAUAAUAAUGUCAACCCAAGUGGUCCCAGCCUUCAAGACAGUGUGAGGCAACAUGAGUCCAAUGAAAUAUCUAGAGAUGAGCACACCACUCCUCCACUGAAUGUCGGCAUGCUAGAAGAUGAAGGUGUCAAUGGAGGAGUUGAUCUUUCUACUACCCCUGUUAGCCAUCAGUUUGUACCAUCAAACCUAUCUGAAAAAGCGGAUGAAGAAAAUUGUUCUGCAAAAUCUAGAUUUUCUCAUGAAGAAUCAGACUUGGAGUGGCCAAGUAAUUUUCCUCCAGAAGAAGUCGAAAUGGUCGAAGUGCCUCUUUCUGACAAUGAUAUUUCUGAAGACGAAGCACAUGAUCUCGAGGAUUCUGAUUGGAGUGGCCCUGGACUACUUUAUGGAGGAGGUGACGCGUUUCCUGAUGGAAUGAGUGUUAAAAUACAGCCAGAAGCUAAUCUGUCUGUAGUGAAGUGCAAUAAUGGCCAUGGCCACCGAGGGAGCGAGAGUGCGGCUCUGGAAGAGAGGCCUGAGCGGCAGUGUGAAACUAACAACAGGGACCAAUGUGAAGCAACAGUGCAAGAUUAUCUUGAAGCAGAGAAGAGGGACUGUCCUGAGGUCACUUCCACUCAUUAUGAAUCCCUACAAAGUGGGACAAACAGAGAAGCUUCUUUCAAGUUUGCCUCUCAAUUUAGUAAUUUAUAUGAUCAGUCUGUACAUACACAAGUCUCAUUUACUGGUUGCAAUGAAAAUGGGCAGUUGUUUUCCCAGUCCAAUUUCUCUGAGCCAGUUGACACAGAAGGUCAAGAUGACAGUCAGCAAAUCAGCCAUCCAGGUUUGCAAGAUACACACCUUGAGGAGCUACAUGUGUUAAAUACCCGUGAGGUAACAGUGAAUGAGGACUUAAAGAGUGUAGGAGUGCAAGUUUCUCCAGAUAACAAAAAUCAUGUUGCUGUACAAACCGAUCCAAUUUUAGUGUUACCUCUGGGAUGGAUGUCAUUGAUGUCCAGUGGAGGACUACCAUCUUUGCCAUCAAAUGUACCAACGACGAUGCAUGAUGGUUGUGUAUCCCCUGUACCUGCUAAUAUCAUGUAGUUAUUUCAUUGUGCUUGAGUUUUCUUGAAAUUAUACUACAGGCUCCAAUCCAUAUAGCUUCAAAUUCUUCAAACAAUUUUUUUUUUAGUUCUCAGCUGUAAUUUUGAUUAUUAUUAUUAUUUUGUUUUCAACUCACAAGACUUUCAGUUCUCUCUCAAUAGUAAUAAAUAUUGUCUUUGUGAAACUUUGUAAGCUCUUUUUGUGCAGUCUUCACUAGAGCUGAUGACUAAGGUACAGGCUCACGGCACGAGACGACAAAGUCCCUAAAUUUGGUGCUUUGUCAACUCAGUGUGCGUAUCUUUUCCUCAUUUUCUCACUGAGCUCAUUUUCUUACUGAGCUAAAAUAAAGUAGUUUCAGUCUCUUGUUUCCAAUA